AUGUCUCGCGUUAAUAAUGGCCGAUGUCGCUGAUCCUUUUUAUGUUUUGAGGCAGUUGUUGGCACAUCUGUGACUGUGUAUCUUGUGUGCUCUUGUUGAAGACCACUCCCAGAUGACGACGGAAUCUAGACGAGGAUCUAGACCAUGUAAUGUCUUCGCCAGACAGUGAUCAUGACUGGCAGGUUGAGGGACGCCUUUCGGCGAUGGUUUAGCAGAGACGGUCAUGUGUCAAGUUCGGUAUUUGUCACAGUGGAGUUGCUGAGCGUGAUGCGACCGCGGCGCCUCUCCAAGCGUGUUAUACUGAAGGCGAGCUUGUGGACUGUGAUUCUCAUCAUGUUCGCAUUCAUCAUCUGUUACACCAUUCUCCUGGCUUAUGUUGAUCGACGUGUCUGGCUGUCCAACAGGUCUGCAUUCCAUACAAAGGGGAAGAAACUACAAACAAGGCCUUCAGAGGGGCAAAAAACUCACUUAGAAGGAAGAAACCCUGAAACGAAGGCAAUCGUCAACAGAAAGGAUUUAAACCGGAAGAUUAUGUGGAAUCCGGAAAAAUUUUACGACAUAUUUGCGCCCACGGUCAAAUGUCAUAAUAAUUCAUUGUUCACCAUCAUCAUUACCUCAUCUGCAAAUCAUUUUGAGCAACGCGUUCACAUUCGUAAGACAUGGUGCAAUCCCCACGCCUCUGGGAACUCCCUUUAUGUGUGGCAGUGUGUGUUUCUGGUUGGCCUGACUCUGAAUGCCGACACAGAUGAAGCUGUGGAACAGGAGGCAGAACAGCAUCAUGACAUACUUCUAGGAACGUACAUCGACUCUUACCGAAACCUUACCCGUAAGGUCAUGCACGGUGUGAACUGGAGCACGGGACAGUGUUCCACUCCAUUUACGGUUAAAACCGACGACGAUUGUUUUGUAAAUACCAAACUCUUGUACAACUUCCUCGUCAAGUACAACACCCAGACCUCAGAACUGUAUGUGGGCAAAAUAAAUCGCGUGCUGAAUAAACGGAUGGUCAUUAGAAACGAGGCCAACAGAUGGUACGUUUCUAAGACCGAGUAUUCUAAAGAUUAUUACCCUCCGUACGCUAGUGGUACUGGCUACGUAAUGUCACGGGACGUGGUCCGCAUGAUUGCUGACGAAUGUAAAUACAUAUGGCCGAUUCCAAACGAAGACGCUUACGUGGGAAUUGUUAUAGACUCACUAGGCAUUAAGCCGACCGCGAGCGAGAGGUUUACGGUGUUCAGUAUAGGUCUCCGUGUGUGUAACUUUCUCUAUGUGUUUAUAGUGCACAGCGUGGAUCCACAGAGACAUAGUGUGUUACACAAAUACAUGAUGGAUGCUCACAAACAGUGCAGUGAUAAAGAUAUCAUCACGUGGGCAUGAUGUCGUCAAGGUGCAUUGUCUGUAAUCCCUCCAGUGAUGCCAGUUUCUCUGUUACGAUCAAAAGAAGAAAUUGUCACCACGUUGGAUUCUUUGGUCAGAUUGUUCCCAUCCAUGGGCAGUGUCAAAAUAUUACAAUCAGGUCACAGUUUUCCAGUUUUCUAUGGCACCAAACUGUUUGGUCUUCCGUCAUAAUGGCAGAUUUUGAUAAAACCUAACUGCUACUAAUGUUGUGAAGUCAAAGUAUAUUUUUGAAGUAUUUUUUUGUAAAAAAGCAUUGUAAAGCUUAGAUCCAUCUAAAUGUGCAGGUGUACAUGUAAUGAUAUUAUAAAUCAUUGUAAAAAUGCUUUGAAAAGCUUUUCACACUUGCUGUAGAUGUAUAUUCAACCCCUGCAAGUUAAAAAGUGUCUAGUGUGCAAAACAUAAGGGUGGGGGGAAAUCAAAUAUAGUCCACAGCAAAAAAACAUGCCGUGGAGAAUGAAAAACUCCACAGCGUUGCCGAUUGCCAUGGGCUAUUGCUGGGGUUGGUAUUUGUACAUACGCGUAUGAGAUUCUUUGUAAAUCAUUGUUCAGUCCAUUGUCCAAUAUUGUGAGGACCCAUUAUUAUUAGGUGAUUGUAAUAUUCCGUGACCUUAAUGUUGUGGACUGUUUACAUCCAUUUUUAGGUACAAACUUAUAAUGGUGUGAUAGUGUUUGUUUUGGGUUGUGUGGUGUGUUUAACUGUCUGUCAUAUAUUUUGACCUCAUUGAUAACUGAUGAAAUAUAUAUGUACAAUAUGAAUCUAAAUUUCAAAGAUAAAAUAGAAAAUAUAUAUUUUCAAUGUACAUACCAAGUUUUGUAUGCAAGGUUUAGUCUGUUUUCAGUCUGUUUAUAAAAGUCAUUACAGAUACAUAUAUACAUGACUAUUUACAUUUAAUCCACAUUCACUCAACACCUUUUUCUAGUAAAGAAAAAAUGGUAAUUUUGAGGUAAAAAAAAAACUAGACAAAUUAAAUUCCAGAAAUAUUUAUGGGAUCAAGAUAUAAUAAAAAAUGUUUUAGCUAAUAUUUUAAUAUUUUUAGUAUUAAAAAAAUAUAUAAUUUGGGUUUUUUUUAAACUUAAACAUUUCCAGUUUUAUUCAAUAAAGUGUUAAAAUGAAGAUUUUUCAGUAGUAAAAGGAGAUAAAUCCUUGUUUGAGUCUUCUUGCAGGCAUUCAGUGGUUAAGUAAUCAAACAUAACGCUGGUAGGUACAGGGUUCGCAGCAGCCCAGAGCGAGUUUUAACGACUCGGUGGGUAGGUGUGAGGCAACUACACCCUCUUCUCUCUCACUAACCACUAACAACUAACCUACUGUCCUGGACAGAUAACCCAGAUAGCUGAGGUGUGUACCCAUGACAGCAUGCUUGAACCUUAAUUGGAUAUAAGUCCAAAAUAAGUUGAAAUGAAUGAAUGUCUGUGAUUGCAGUUUUGGGGAGAAAAAUUCAGUGAAGCUGAACCUGGUUUUUUUCUUCUUUUCUAUGUAAACAUAUUUGAAUCAUGACAUGCGGCAUUGUACAUUGUUGGCAAGUGUUAGUACUGUCACUUUCACGGUUUGAAAUUUUAACAUUUAUUUAUUGGUUUACACAAGUACAUCCAUGUAGAAGUACUAGUAGUGACAUACAUUAGUAUUUUAAGAUAAUGUAUGUAUGUGUG
Gigantopelta aegis is the source of this 3045-nucleotide messenger RNA. RefSeq names its product beta-1,3-galactosyltransferase 5-like. The transcript has 3 exons. NCBI's taxonomy places the organism in Eukaryota, Metazoa, Mollusca, Gastropoda, Neomphalida, Peltospiridae. Bases 172 to 1377 code for a protein of 401 amino acids. The record is from RefSeq and is a predicted model, not a curated record. Gene Ontology annotation, molecular function: N-acetyl-beta-D-glucosaminide beta-(1,3)-galactosyltransferase activity. Gene Ontology annotation, cellular component: membrane.